CUUGGAAGGCAGGACAGAGUGGGUGAGUUGCUUGUUUCCAGAUGCAUCCAACCUUAUGAUGGUAAGUAUUAAACUCCCACUCCAAAUAAUGCAUUGAUUCUGUGUGGACCUUAAUGGAGUCAUGGGUUAGGGAAGGUGGGACUCACUUUCCAUGUGACUCCCACAUGUGUAUUAGUAGUAGGUAUUUGUGAGCCCCAAAGAUUAAUCAGCACCUUCCUCUCUCUCUCUCUCUCUCUCUCUCUCUCUCUCUCUCUCUCGCUCUCUCUUCCUCGUAUGUUUGUGGGGACGGAAGGAAGAUGCUUGGGAGUCAUGUUGUCAAAACCUUUAGGAUCCUGCCGAUCUCGUUCGUAAUUCUCCUUCUCCCUGCCGCCACCGGGGCUGCAUACGACUACCGCGAGGCCCUGUCGAAGAGCCUGCUCUACUUCGAGGCGCAGCGCUCCGGCCAUCUUCCUUACCACCAGCGCAUCACCUGGCGCGGUCACUCCGGCCUCACCGAUGGCCUCGAACAAGGAGUUGAUUUGGUUGGAGGAUACUACGACGCAGGAGACCACGUAAAGUUCGGCCUGCCGAUGGCUUUCACCAUAACCAUGUUGUCUUGGGGUGUCAUGGAGAACGGGGAUGCGAUCGCGGCGGCCGGGGAGUUCGAGCACUCGUUGGAGGCGAUCAAAUGGGGGACUGAUUACUUCAUCAAAGCCCACACUCACCCCAACGUCCUCUGGGCCGAGGUCGGAGACGGCGACACCGACCACUACUGUUGGCAAAGGCCAGAAGACAUGACCACGUCGAGACAAGCGUACAAGAUCGACGCGGAGCACCCGGGAUCAGAGCUAGCAGGAGAGACAGCAGCAGCCAUGGCGGCCGCGUCCAUCGUGUUCAAGAAGACCAACCCACGCUACUCUCACCUCCUACUGCGUCACGCCCAACAGCUGUUCGAGUUCGGGAACAAGUACAGAGGCCGCUACCAUCUCAGCGUGCCGGCGGCGAAGAGCUACUACCCAUCGCUGAGCGGCUACGGCGACGAGCUGCUGUGGGCGGCGCUGUGGCUCCACCGGGCGACGGGAAGAGAGUAUUACUUGCAGUACGCGGUCGACAAAGCGUACACGUUGGGCGGGGCCACAUGGGCCAUUUCAGAGUUCAGCUGGGACAUCAAAUACGCCGGCGUUCAAAUUCUUGCGUCCAAGCUGCUGAUGGAAGGAGGCGGAGGACGUGUUCAAGACCAGCAUAGAAACACACUGCAGCAGUACCGAUCUAAAGCAGAGCAUUACUUGUGCUCCUGCCUCGGCAUGAGCAGCAACGACAGCAACGUGCGCCGCACCCCUGGUGGCCUCCUCUUCGUCCGCCGGUGGAACAACAUGCAGUACGUGGCCGGCGCCGCCUUCCUCCUCAUCGUUUUCUCCGACCAGCUCGCGCUGGCCCACGAAGAUCUGCACUGUCCCCGGGGUUCGCUCAGCCCGCAGGAAGUGCUCUCCUUCGCCAAGGCCCAGUUGGACUACGUCCUCGGCUCCAACCCAAUGGGCAUCAGCUACAUGGUGGGCUUCGGGCCCCGGUACCCCACCAGGGUGCACCACCGAGCGGCUUCCACCGUGCCUUACAAGGAGGACAAGUCCUUCAUCGGCUGCGCCCAGGGCUACGACGCGUGGUUCGGCCGGCAAAUGCCGAACCCCAACGUGCUCGUCGGCGCCAUCGUCGGUGGCCCGGGCGCCAAGGACGAGUUCAGGGACGUGAGGGGGAACUACAUGCAGACGGAGGCGUGCACGUACAACACGGCGCAGAUGGUCGGAGUGUUCGCGAGGUUUUCUCAGCCGGAGAGACGAUGACAAGCUUCUGCAUGCAAACAACACACGCAGACACAUAGGAAACAGGUUUUGGUUUUUUGAGCCCUUUAUUUCCUCGUUGCCAUUUGUAGGGACGAGGAUAUGUUUUACUGGGUAUAAGACACAUUAAAGCUACAGAAACAGUGAAGGUAAAAGCAACACAGAAAGAGAGAGAGAGAGAGAGAGAGAGAGAAACAUACAAGUUUCAUGGUUCAGCAGUGAGUCCUUUGUGAGUGAUGUGAUUGAUAUGUUCUCCUGUUCUUUUCUGGUUGCAAGGGCCUGCAAGCUGAGAUACCAUACGACCAAUCUUGCAUGGCUUCGAUGGCACUCUGUCACAUAUGCCAAGCAAUGAUAGGGAUAAACAGAUUCAUUUUUUCCUUGACAAC
This is a messenger RNA of Musa acuminata AAA Group (dessert banana), 2200 nucleotides long. Its product is annotated as endoglucanase 11-like. The transcript is spliced from 5 exons. The record is from RefSeq and is a predicted model, not a curated record. Gene Ontology annotation, molecular function: hydrolase activity, hydrolyzing O-glycosyl compounds. Gene Ontology annotation, biological process: carbohydrate metabolic process. Lineage: Eukaryota; Viridiplantae; Streptophyta; Magnoliopsida; Zingiberales; Musaceae. Bases 297 to 1817 code for a protein of 506 amino acids.